AUGUACACAUCUACCUAUUCAUCAUCUUCACCUGUUCGAACAUCAACAUUCGGAGUAGGAUCGACAAAUUAUCAAGAUCAACCUUCAAACCAAAACAAAUAUAAUUCCUAUCAGACAAUGAAUGAUGGCAGUAUGCUUUCAAGACGUUUUAAUACAACAUAUUCAAAUUCUGCUUCACCUGUAACAUCAAUUCCUAUACGUGCAGCUACACCAACUAACAAAUAUACAAGUACUUAUAAUACAACUUCAAAUGAUUUUAAUCUAAAUAAAUAUCCAUCAACAUCUUAUCGUUCAUAUACUGGUGAGAAUGAAAUAUUUCGUUCAAAUAAUUCAGUUGGAAAUGGUCGAGCACAUUCAUAUGAUGAUUUACUGAAUGAACAAAAUCAACUAUAUCGAUCACAGUCAUCAAUUUAUAAUUCAACAACACGAUCUGGCCUAAAUAACAAUACAUAUGGACAACCAAGAAUACAACGUGAUAUUUAUGAUGAUGAUUUAAUAGUAAAAUCAACUGACUUAUCAGCUGCAUAUGAACAAGAAAUGAUUCAAUUAGUUCGUUCAGCAUUUCGAAAAUAUGAUUUAAGUAGUCAACGUGAAUUAGCUGGUUUUCUUAAACGAUCAGCUGAUAAAGCAUUUUCAUCAUGUUGGCAUUGCAUUGUUGGAAAACAAUUUAGUUCAUAUGUAACACAUGAAAUGAAUGGAUUUAUUUAUUUAACAAAAGGUCCACUAUCAAUUUUACUGUUUAAAAGUGGUUCUUAA
This is a messenger RNA of Rotaria sp. Silwood1, 756 nucleotides long. Lineage: Eukaryota; Metazoa; Rotifera; Eurotatoria; Philodinida; Philodinidae. The record is from the annotation of a GenBank genome assembly.